AGAAGGCAAACAUCAAGAAUCAUACUUACACACACACACACAUGCUGAAGCGUUCGCUGAGAGAAACAGCAGCAACAUCAUUUCUGCUGAAACUGAGUUUGAGGGAAUAACUCCCACACGCUCAACAUCUGUCUGAACAUCAGUGAUCAGAAGCUGCUACAGCAAACCAUGCUGCUGUCUCCAACUCAGCAAACCCUGAGAAUAUGCAAUGCUUAACGGUGACCAUUCUACGAGGAAAGGACGGCUUCGGCUUCACCAUCUGCUCUGACUCGCCUGUUCGUAUACAAGCAGUCGAUCCAGGCAAGAACUGCUCCGGUGGGCCGGCGCAUCAGGCUGGUUUGCAGCAGUCGGACACUGUUUUGCAGUUAAACGGUCAACCGGUCAAACAUUGGAAGUGUGUAGAUCUUGCACAUGCUAUCAGAAAUAGUCUCAGUGAAAUCACAGUGGUAGUUUGGCGGACGGGACCCUCUGUGAAGUCCAACUUCGAGCGACUGAUCCAUCAUCCUACUUACAAGUCCUCUUACUAUGACACUCCAGUUUCCCCGGCUAGAAGCAAGAGGGGGGACCAGCCGCCGCCGCCGCUCCCGCCUCUGCCCCCCACCAGCGCAGGGGUUUGGUGAACGGGUCCGACGGGCUGGCCGGUGGAGCGAGAGGGUCGGGAAUCCUGUGGGGAGAACGCAGGAGUGUUGUGGACGGCAAGCCCGGCACUCAGACGCUCAGAGGGACGCGUGUGAAAGCAUCAAACGGGGACGAUUACAUCAUACUGUCUCCGGUUAAUCAGGCAUUGGGCUCUGUCUAUGGAGACAACCACAGGACAACUGGCCAGAUGUUCCCCACACCUCAGACGCCUGUUCCUCCUCCUCCGGCCACUGGUUCCCAGUCAGCACCUGGACUGGCCAGCAGAACGUGCUUUCUGAGACGCUCUGGCAACAGCAAAUCCACAACACAGCAAAGUGGACAUUACCAACAGCCAACACACACCUCAAACUUUGCCAACUACCAGAACUGCACCAUUGUGAGAUCACACACGCCUCAUGCCAACUAUGGCACCUACGUUAAAGUGACGCCUAAAAUCCUCAUCUUCCCCAUCUUUGUGCAGCCUGUAGAUCUGUGUAGCCCAACAAGAACACUGGUGAUCUCUGAGGAAAUGAUCCUACAUGAGAGCAGGCACUUCUCGAUCAAGGUAACAAUCUUUAUUUACUCCGAUCUGAUGUUGGUGACCAGAGAGGAUGAAUCGGGACGAUGUAAUGUCCUGCAAAACCCACUGUACCUCAGACAGCUGCAGCUGCGGGAUGAUCACAGUGAAGAUCUGCACUUCUACUUGAUCCACAUGACAGAGCCCUAAAAUAAACCCUGGCUGUGAUAUUGAAAGAUUUCGUCAUGGGAUGGAUUAACAUGGAUUACAUAAUCCAAAAGAUCAUCAGAUCAGAAUAUGCUCCGACAUGGACUGCAGAUGUUUGAAUGGAAACUCAUUUGCCUCUGAAGGCCUGGAGAACGCUUGUGCGUGUGGUGGUGUGUGUGUGUGUGUGUGUGUCGUCUCCACCCCCUGACUCUCAGAUGCUGCGCUGAUCCCUCACUCCAGGCUGACCGAUGAGGAUCUGCAGACGGGAGGUAAGAGGCAUCGGUUGGUUUUCACGUGUUGUCCCUGGGAAAAUGUGGACUGCUGUCCGGGGCAGACUGUGUGGAGGCUGAUUUGGUUUACAGUUCAGAAAUGGGAGACAUUUCAGUGUGAAAGCUGAUCCU
Molecule: messenger RNA, 1743 nt
Organism: Pimephales promelas (fathead minnow)
Lineage: Eukaryota; Metazoa; Chordata; Actinopteri; Cypriniformes; Leuciscidae
Source: RefSeq, a predicted model, not a curated record